GUUCAUGGAGAAAUAAGUUGUAUAUGCCUGCGUAUUCUUGCAUUUCUUAUAAGAUUGCUUACUUUGGGGGCUAUCUUAUACUUUACCUGGUCGAUUCUUAUAUUCGUUUUCUCUGUAACUGUUGGGUUGAUUCUAAAUGGAGAGAUUUUUAAUCCUGUCGUUGCCAUCGUUAUGGUACUGAUAGUCUUUUUUUGGAGAAGUUGGCAGUUUUCAGUUGAAGCACAAUGUUUGCGACUUAAAACGACCAUCAUCAACGUUUGCAAGGACAAAGCAAAAAAUAUUGUUGUCAAUAAUGGUCCUAAUGCAGGAGGCACCACGAGUUCCACAGAGGACCAUGCUGAUGAAGAUGAAAUACUGGCUAUUAAAUUUGAAGAGAAAACUGGCGAGGCAAUGGUAUCAAAGAAACUUUACGAAGACAUCAGCAAAAUAAUUCUUCCUUUGGACUAUCUUCUGUUUCGUUUUUUCCGAAGAGUCGUCUUCGUUAGUUUAUACGCAGUGAUUAUGUUUAUGGUCUUGAGUCUAUCGCGGAAAACGGGACUCUCUGCUGGUGCUCAAGCACUUAGCGCUAUUGUUGGUAUCCUAAUACCGUUUAUUUUUGACACAAUUUACGCCGAUAAUCAUAAAGCACAAAGGAACUCGAUAAAUAUAGCGACAAAGGCCCAGGUUGGGCAUCUAUUAAAGGUUCACAAACGCGAAAACAACAUAAUUAGGGUUGAAUUAGUCAACAAUUUGACAAGUUAGAAUUAUUUUGUCCUGUGCAGACUAUCAGUAGCCUGCAUGUGUUUUGGCACACAACCGGCUACGCUAUUCGAGAAUAUUUUCGGGGAGCAUGGAACUAUAUUAUAAUAUUAAUUGAUCAAGCUAAGCCUGGAUUCUUUAAAAUCAUAAUCUAAACAACGUAAUAUAGUCAUAGAGUUUAUUCUGUAACAUCGCAUAUACAAGAGAACGUAGUUGCGAACCAUCCCAAUUUUGUGGAACAAAAGAGGCCCACAAGUGAACAAUGGGAAGUAGAUUAGUAGUCUAUUAUACAGGGUGUUCAAAAGGCCGAUAACUAUUGAAUUCAUCCAUAAUUAUAACAAUGUCAAUGUAACAGUUAGAGUUUGAAUGCCUAAGCAUCCUGUUGGAACCCACAAGU
Messenger RNA from Dendronephthya gigantea, 1135 nucleotides. RefSeq lists its product as uncharacterized. NCBI's taxonomy places the organism in Eukaryota, Metazoa, Cnidaria, Anthozoa, Malacalcyonacea, Nephtheidae. The record is from RefSeq and is a predicted model, not a curated record. The coding region runs from base 172 to 741 and encodes 189 amino acids. The transcript has 2 exons.